Humulus lupulus (European hop) is the source of this 844-nucleotide messenger RNA. RefSeq names its product protein TRIGALACTOSYLDIACYLGLYCEROL 5, chloroplastic. The record is from RefSeq and is a predicted model, not a curated record. The transcript is spliced from 3 exons. Lineage: Eukaryota; Viridiplantae; Streptophyta; Magnoliopsida; Rosales; Cannabaceae. Bases 143 to 556 code for a protein of 137 amino acids.
GUAUUAGGAAUCAUAGAACCUUGAAAGAAUUUCCCAUAUGAACUUGAUUUUGGGCUUUAGUCCACUGAAUGUACGAGACAACUAACAGGCGAACCCAUUCUUAUAAUAUUUUAAUCUCGAGAGGGGAGAGAGACAGAGAGACAUGAAAGGGAGAGAGGAGAGAAAAGGAGAUAAAGGGUUGGUGUGGAAGCUUCCGGUGGUGAAAUCCAGGCACCUGGGGAAGGUUGGUCCUGCCUUCGGCCUCGGCGCUGGCUGCGGUAUUGGCUUCGGCAUCGGCCUCCUCGGUGGUGCAGGUUUUGGUCCGGGAAUUCCAGGCUUACAACUUGGCCUUGGCAUUGGUGUUGGAUGUGGGGUUGGUGUUGGAUUCGGCUAUGGUUUUGGGAGCGGCAUAGCACAGGAUGAGGACCGGAGAUAUUCUAGUAUUGGGAAUCUUAACUAUGGUUCUAGAAAUUUUCCUACGCAGGAUGAGAUUGGUGCACUUGUAGAUGACCUUGUAGAUAAUACAAAGAAGCUUGUAAAGGCUACUUCAAAAGAAAUAGACAAAUGGAGAAGAUGAAUUUAUUGACUGUCUUUUUUGUGGGUGACAUUUCGAAAAGGAAAAAACAAAUUGGGUCACAAUUUAAAUUUUCACUUGGGAAAUAAUAUCUUGUAAUUCGGCUGCGUAACCAUGAAAUGUGAAAAUUUAUGCCGUCUCUUGUAACAAAUUGUCUUGGUAAGUUCGCCUUGUAAGGGUGUCUUUGGCGAUGGGCAUAGGAUCUUAAUAUGUAUGAACUUUUCUCUUAUGUUCCCAAUAUGUGAACAUAUUGACGAUUUUUCUAAUGAAAAUGUUAUGUACAUUGCUGAA